Fulvia fulva is the source of this 480-nucleotide messenger RNA. RefSeq lists its product as uncharacterized. Lineage: Eukaryota; Fungi; Ascomycota; Dothideomycetes; Mycosphaerellales; Mycosphaerellaceae. Bases 1 to 480 code for a protein of 159 amino acids. The record is from RefSeq and is a predicted model, not a curated record. The transcript has a single exon.
AUGACAUCCAACAUUCCAAUCGAUCCCGCAGUCUCGACUGCACUGCAAAUCUUCGACCUGCCACCAGAACUCCGCCUCGAAAUUUACGCUCACUUCAUCUCCAGCUUCGACUACACCAAAGCCACACACCCCUCGGAAGGAUCCUACUACCUCCCGCUCCUCAACACCUGCCAAACAUUCCGUAACGAAGCCUUGCGACUAUGGCUAACUCAUCUUCGCAAUCUCCGCGACGAGGCUGAAGUCAUAUACGAAACAGCCGAUGUUGUCGCAGCCCAGUAUCUUGCGGACACUGCCAACACCUUCGAUAUGGAGGUCUACCUCAAGCUUCAGAACGCCAUAUUUACUACGCAAGCGCAGUUCUAUUCGUUGCGUAACAUGUUCCGUGCUGAUUCGGGAACAGCGCUCGAUCAUGCUGUGGAAGCGCCACAUACGGCUGAUGGCAUUGUGGAGCUUCUUGAGUGGUUGGAGGUGAAUACAUAG